AUGCUGCUGCUCGACUCGGGUUCACGUACGAAGGCUUGUUUCGUCAAGUCACCGUUUAUAAGGGUCGCAACCGCGACACCACGUGGUUUUCGAUCAUUGACAAUGAUUGGAAUGGCGGCUUGA
Messenger RNA from Phytophthora nicotianae INRA-310, 123 nucleotides. RefSeq lists its product as hypothetical. The record is from RefSeq and is a predicted model, not a curated record. The transcript has a single exon. Lineage: Eukaryota; Oomycota; Peronosporomycetes; Peronosporales; Peronosporaceae. The coding region runs from base 1 to 123 and encodes 40 amino acids.